Messenger RNA from Arachis ipaensis, 789 nucleotides. Lineage: Eukaryota; Viridiplantae; Streptophyta; Magnoliopsida; Fabales; Fabaceae. The record is from RefSeq and is a predicted model, not a curated record.
AUGGCAAUAUUCGGACGUGAACCAGUACUCAGUGGUAAUUCGAAAUCCUAUAUAAAGCUUGGCUGGGUUCGAUGUAUCAGAGAUGCGGAGCCGUUGGACACUGAAGAGUCCAUAAGGAGAUACAUGAGAUGUCAGAUUUUCUAUAUGUUAGGGUCGACCCUAUUCACAGAUAAGUCGACCGCAUACGCCCAUGCGAAGUAUCUACCGUUGCUUCACGAUUUCGAGCGCAUCCAUACUUAUAGUUGGGAGUCAGCAUGUCUCGCACAUCUUUACAGAGCACUAUGCCGUGCAUCACGAUAUGAUACGAAGGAGAUGGAUGGCCCUCUUAAUCUGUUGUUUGUUUGGGCAUGGAAGCGAAUGCCGUGUAUUGUGCUCAUACCGAAACAUAUCCUUCCACCUGCUGAGAUAACAGUGGCCAUGAGGUGGAGUCAUUCGGAACGGAUCACAGCUUGGUUAUCGAAUACCGUAGUGAUAUUUAGCCAUGAUAUAGACUACAUGCAGGAGUUUGAGUGGUGGCCGUACGAAGGAAUGAUCAUACCCGACGAGUUACAUGGACAUCUUGAUGUGUGUGAUACUCGAAUUGACUCAUGCCGGUCUGAGAUCAUUCCCACACCAUCUUUUCUGACAACAUGCAUUCGCAGAUUCCUGAGAAAGAAGUGUCACGCAUCAGUUGUCUUCCCUUCCACCAAGGCAAACGCGAUAGACACAAUGUUCUGGUUCACAUCCUGUGCAAUAGCGACCAGAAGUGUACCUUUGUACUUUCCAUAUAGGUGUGUGCCGUCAACCUAA